CUUGUGAAGAAAAAAAACGUAAAAUACAUGAAGUUGCACAAUGCAUGUGGUCCUAGUAGUCGUAGACAGUAAAACUUGUGAUAAUGACACACUUUCAACAUUCCGUGUCUAUUCUUUCUUCCCGAAUUCCCGUGUGCUUAACCGCUAGUCCACACCAUAUGAGCAUUGUUGUGGACCAACUUGCAUCAUCAUUGUUUUUUUAACCUUAGAAGAAGAAAAAACACACAAUAAGUGUGAACACGCGCAUACGUUGUUGCUCCUACAAACAAAGUGUUAAAUACUAAGAUUGUUGUCUCAUAGGACAAAGAUUGAAGCGAAGGAAACUUAGAGAGAAAACAUUCAUGAAGGUGUUUCCUAGGUUUAAGUUUCUUUCAAGAGCAGUGGUUCAUGAAGAAAACCAAGAUGAACAUGUUUUGGAGAGAAACAUGUAUCCUGUUGUAACAAAAGGAGGUUUGUGUACAUCAUCUUCACUCACAGUUUGGAAAAAAUCGCUUCUUAUGAAUUGUAAAGGCUUCACGGUUAUUGAUUCAUGUGGUAACCUUGUAUAUCGUGUUGAUAAUUACUCCCUGCACCCCCAAGAGCUUGUUCUUAUGGAUGCUUCUGGAAACUCUCUCCUCACCAUGCGUCGCCACAGGAAGCUUGGAUUAGUAGACAAUUGGUGUGUAUAUGAAGGGGACUUGGGGAACCAUUGUACGAGGAGAACAAGAACAUGUAGGACAAGAAAGAGUCCUGUUUGUUGUGUAACAAAGAGUGUAAAUAUUUUAAACGGCAAUUCCAAUGUUCAAGCGUAUGUAUACCGUGUAGCUUCUGGGUCGGAUAAUCGUCGCGCAGCAUUUACGGUUGAAGGUUCAUAUGCGCAAAGAACGUGUAAAGUGUUGGAUGAGUGCAAGAAAGCUGUAGCUGAAAUCAAGAGAAAAGAGACCAAUACUAAAGAUGUGUCUUUUGGAGUUGAGAUUUUUCAGUUAGUUGCUCAUCCAGGGUUUGAUCCUGGUUUUGCUAUGGCACUUGUUUUAGUACUUGAUCAAAUGUUUUCAUAGCAUAUACUUCAUAGAGUAAUAAUAUUACAUUUUCGAUUUUCAA
Molecule: messenger RNA, 1080 nt
Organism: Vicia villosa (hairy vetch)
Lineage: Eukaryota; Viridiplantae; Streptophyta; Magnoliopsida; Fabales; Fabaceae
Product: protein LURP-one-related 17
Exons: 2
Coding region: 342-1037 (231 amino acids)
Source: RefSeq, a predicted model, not a curated record